AUGUUACAGAAAACACAACUUCCAGUAUACUUUUCACAGAAUAUUUACAGAAAAGACAUGAUAAAUUCACAAAAAAUUAUAUACGACUCUACAGAAAAGAUAUUGUUAUUGUUACAAGAAUGGUUUGUUUUUGAUCUGAGCUCUGAUAAUAAUUUUGGUAAAUAUCAUAAUCUUGAUUUCAAAGAUAACGAUUAUAGCAAUUCUCCUGGACCUGUUAAAGAAAAUAUUGAAUCAGACGAUUCCGAAUUAUCAUUAGAUCAAAAUCUCGAAGGUAACAAUCAUAGUGAUCAUCUUGGUCCUGUUGGAGAAAAUGUUGAACUAAAUGACAAUUAUCAUAAUGAUCCUACUAUUAGUCCUGUAACAGGGAGGGAUUUUAACCUUCGUAAAAGGGAACGAAUAGACUAUAAUGUUGGUUCAACUAGAAAACGUCCUAAACAUAAGCAU
Molecule: messenger RNA, 444 nt
Organism: Entrophospora sp. SA101
Lineage: Eukaryota; Fungi; Glomeromycota; Glomeromycetes; Entrophosporales; Entrophosporaceae
Source: the annotation of a GenBank genome assembly